AUGAUCACAACUGUAGCUGCAGUUAUUUCGGCUGCGACUAUUGCAGUUGCCGCGGCCAUCUGUCGUAGCUGCGUCAUAGGCAUCGAAAACGGCUGCUGCGGCUACUCACUUGCCAACCCCAAGUUCUGGAUGUACAGUGGCUACAAUGACAAUCCUCCCUCAUCCACAGUGAACACACAGACAACAGACAUCUGUUCCUUCUCCCAGACAGCAGGGGCUGCCAGAGGGGCUGUGGGUGUGUUGACGUAUGACCUACUCAAGUUGGAAAGCAGCACCGAUGAACUGAACAAUUACAACAGCAAUGAAUUGAUAGCUGUCAUGUUCUCUGUACCUUUUGAUUACAACUUCUAUGACAACUGGCUGGCGGUGGGCAUUUUUGAUCAUAAUCAACCAUGUGACAGCGCACUUUUCGAUCUCAUGUACAAUGGCAUUGACUUAAAGUUUCGUCGUGCUAAGGCCAAAGACGGUAGUGUAGUGUACCAAGGAAAGUCAGUGAACAUCACGGCUACCAUGAGUAAUAAAUGUGUGGCUGUUGUUAAGGUGAAACUCAAUGACGAAUGCUGA
Messenger RNA from Chanos chanos (milkfish), 564 nucleotides. RefSeq names its product bryoporin-like. The record is from RefSeq and is a predicted model, not a curated record. Gene Ontology annotation, molecular function: channel activity. Gene Ontology annotation, cellular component: pore complex. NCBI's taxonomy places the organism in Eukaryota, Metazoa, Chordata, Actinopteri, Gonorynchiformes, Chanidae. Gene Ontology annotation, biological process: cytolysis in another organism; pore complex assembly; monoatomic cation transport. Bases 1 to 564 code for a protein of 187 amino acids. The transcript has 2 exons.